CAUAUCUGGCAACUUGUACUCUCUCCUUUUGAUCCUUAAAAUUCCACCACCAAAGGACCAGCCCUCCCUUCAGCUUCUUUUUUAUUGACUUGCGGAAGGGUUGCGGGCUGUUAUUGAAGUGCAUUUGAAAUCUUUCCUGCCCAAUUGUUCCCUUCUCCGUCACCCAAAAUUGGCAUACGUCAACAACAUCGUGAAAGUGAGGACCAACAACCAUCAUGGUCCGAUUAAGGGAAAUCCCCCGGACUGCCGCCUUUGCGUGGUCGCCAGGCAGUGCCAAACCACUGCUCGUAACGGGGACUCGUGCAGGAGCUGUCGAUGCCGACUUCUCGGACGAGACAACUCUCGAGCUGUGGGACCUCAACCUCGAUAGCCUGGAACAGGGCUUGGAACUCCAGCCCAUUGCAAGCAUUGUCACCGACUCGAGAUUCUACGAUAUCGCCUGGGGCCCCCCGAAUGCCGAGCACCCCCGAGGAAUCAUCGCCGGUGCCUUGGAGAAUGGCUCCCUCGACCUAUGGGACGCCGAGAAGCUGAUUGCCGGAGCUUCGGACGCGUUCAUGUCGCGCACCACCAAACAUACCGGCGCCAUCAAGUCUUUACAAUUCAACCCCAUAAAGCCCCAGCUUUUGGCGACUGCGGGCGCCAAAGGCGAGCUGUUCGUGUACGACGUCGACGACGUAUCGACGCCUUUUCGCCUCGGUACCGCCGCAGCUCGUUCUGACGAUAUCGAGUGCAUUGCCUGGAACAGAAAAGUGCCAAACAUCCUUGCGACCGGCGCCGCCGGUGGGUUUGUCACGGUUUGGGAUCUCAAGACAAAAAAGGCUUCCUUGACCUUGAACAACAACCGAAAGCCCGUGAGCGCCAUUGCGUGGGAUCCCAACAAUUCCACCAAGCUCCUGACGGCCACACCUGAUGACACCACUCCUGUCAUUCUCCUGUGGGAUCUCAGGAACUCGAACGCCCCAGAACGGACUCUGCAAGGUCAUGACCAAGGAGUCCUGUCUCUCUCAUGGUGUCAGCAAGAUCCCGACUUGUUGAUCUCUUGCGGCAAAGACAACCGGACCCUGAUCUGGAAUCCCCAGACUGGCGAGCGUUAUGGAGAGUUCCCCGAGGUUACGAACUGGACAUUCCUGACCAGGUUCAAUCCUAGCAACCCCGACUUGUCGGCUACGGCCUCCUUCGACGGCAAGAUCACCGUGCAGACGCUGCAGAACACCAACCCCUCUGCUGCGCAGGCUUCCACUCAGAGCGGCCUUGAUGGGGAGGAUUUCUUCACCAAGGCUCAGACCCAGCCUCAGGGGGCCUCCUUUUCCUUGGGAAAGGCGCCGUCCUGGUACGAGAGACCGGUGGGAGUCUCCUUUGGUUAUGGCGGAAAGCUGGUCAUAUUUGGGAAGAAUCAGACAAGCCCCGGUCAACGCAGGUCGUCCCGGAUCCAGAUCUCGCAAUUCUCUGUUGAUUCCGACAUUGGAUCCGCAACUGAAAAAUUCGACGAAGCAUUGAAAGCUGGGGACAUUUCCAGCAUCUGCCAAUCUCAUGUGGAGCAGUCCAAGACCGAGGAAGACAAGGCAGCAUGGCAAAUCCUCCAAAGCCUUGAUGGCGCCGACGGCCGGGCCAAGAUCGUAGAGCAUCUUGGUUUUGGCAAAGAAGAAACAGUGGCCGGAGCCGAGGACGAGACUGCGGCAUCCACAGAACAGAAGGAUGAGGGACUGUCUGCCCCAACCCAGGCUAACGGCAUGGGAGGACACAAGAAACGCCUGUCCAGUCUGUGGGCGGAUGGUGAAGACACAGAAGACUUCCUGUCCGACUUGACGGCAAAUAAAGGAGCCAAGACAGAUGAUCCUUUCCACUUGCUCAGCGAGGGGAAUACUGCUCUUGAAGACCAGAUCACAAAGGCUCUGGUGGUCGGUAAUUUCGAGAAGGCCGCCGAGAUUUGCCUGCAAGAGGACAGAAUGGCCGAUGCCUUCGUCAUCGGCAACUGCGGUGGGAAGGACCUGCUCGACAAGGUUCAGGCUGCGUAUCUGGCGAAGAAGAAGGGUAGCCCGAGCUAUCUGCGCCUCCUCACCUCGGUCGUUUCCAAUAAUCUCUGGGACGUGGUGUAUAAUGCGGAUCUAGCAAACUGGAAGGAGACCAUGGUAACUCUCUGCACCUUUGCCGACCCCUCGGAAUUUCCCGAUCUUUGCGAAGGUCUUGGUGACCGGAUCAUUGAAUCGGGGUCUAGAACGGAUGCCUGCUUUUGCUACAUUGUUGGCUCCAAGCUCGAUAAAGUCGUGGGCAUCUGGGUUGAAGAGCUAAAGGAAGCGGAGCUGGCCGGUAUGAAGGAGUCUGCUGACGAUUCGACCUUCUCCGUUCAUGCCAGGUCACUGCAGCACUUUAUCGAGAAGGUCACCGUCUUCCGACACGUCACCAAAUAUGCCGACUCGGAGAAGGAGUUGGCCUCUGGGUGGAAGCUUGCCGCGUUGUAUGACAAGUACACCGAGUAUGCUGAUAUAGUGGCUGCCCAUGGUCAGCUCGCCAUUGCGCAGAAGUAUCUCGAUCUUCUUCCGACACAAUACCCUGCUGCGGAGGUUGCAAGGAGCCGCAUCAGACUUGCGACUCAGAGAGCUACUCCUCACGGUGCGGCUCGCCAACCCGCGUCCACCGCCAGAGCGGCUUCUCGUCAACAGCCAUAUCAAGCUUCGGCCCCGGCUCCCAGCGCGAGUCCUUUAAAUCCCUAUGCGGCACCAACGCAGCAAUCAUCGGUGCCCGCUGCGAACAAUCCCUAUGCGCCCGCUGGGGCUAUGCCGUAUCAGCCCGUGGGAGCAUCUCCCUAUGCUCCUCAGGGGCAGCAGGGCUACAUGCAGACUCCCCCAUCGGUUGGAAGCUAUGGUCCCCCGCUAGGUUACGGCCAGCCAACACCUUACGGCGCACCACCAGGGGGCAAUCAGCGAGGGUCGGCCCCUCCUCCGCCUCCUUUCAAGCCCAAGGAUGUCAGCGACUGGAAUGACGUUCCCAUGGUGGUUAAGCCGCCAACUCGCAAGCAAACACCAAAGGUUGCCCCAAUCACAUCGCCGUUCCCCAACCAGCCCAACUUGGCAUCGCCACCUCCAUCCGGUGCCUUUCAACAGGGGCCGCGGAGCACUGCAACGCCCCCUCCACCCCCUCCGAAAGGGUCGGCCCCGCCCCGGAUGCUCUCCCCCCAACUGUCAGGGCCGCCACAAGCGGGCUACCAGCCUGCAAGACCACCUUCGGCAGCUACCAAUGCUUACGCACCUCCACCGCCGCAAGGUGGCACUUCUAUGAUGCCCCAGGUCGUGCCACGGACAGCGUCGCCUUACAAUGCAGCCCCUUCAGGCCCUCCGCCCACGAGCAGGUAUGCGCCGUCACCGGCGCCCCAGCAGUUCAACCAACCUUCUCCCGGGAUACCGCUUGCGCCUCCACCAGGUAACACUCGACCACCGCCACAAAGUCCAUAUGCUCCUGCUCCCCAAACCACCCAAGCCUCCAGUCAGUAUGCGCCGGCCUCGUUCGAGGCCGCCCCUCAGAUGGGUCGGCCGGCAGUAGCACCACCACCACAAUACACAGGACCCCCAGCGACCACUAAACCAGCGCCGACGCCGCCGCCACCGCGAGCUACAGCACCUCCCAAAGCCAGACACCCUCAAGGUGACAGGUCCCACAUCCCGGCCAGCGCUCAGCGACUAGUGGAGAUACUCGAGCGCGAUAUGCAGCGCGUAGCGUCGAAGGCUCCGGCAUCAUUCGCACAGCAGGUCAAGGAUACACAAAAACGCCUUGGCCUCCUCUUUGAUCACCUCAACAAUUCCGAGCUGGUCAAAGAAGAUACGAUUGGACAACUAUCUCAACUCGGCGAGGCGCUCGAGUCCAAGAAUUACGACGUCGCCCAAAGACUGCAGGUUGAGAUUCAGCGAGACAAGACGGACGAAUGUGGCAACUGGAUGGUCGGAAUCAAACGCCUUGUCGCCAUGAGCAAGGCCACUCCCUGAGGCAUCGAUAUGCUGGAUGUCCAAAAUCACAGUGGAUCGGACGUGACAGCCGCCAACUAAAGGCAGUAAAAAGUAUCAAUGUAUCAGAGUAGAGCGAUUGCGAGAUGUUUAGCACAGAACACAGUGAUUCCCAUAUUCCACAUCCCAAUAGUAUCCAUCUCCUGCUGUAUUCAUGAUGCUGGCCUUGGCUCAUCCACUUCCCGUCCUGGAUUCCUCAUAGUCAUCGCUUGCUGGAAUAAUAGGCAAACUAACGGUAGACUUGGUAUUUCCAAUUUACAGUUACAUUGAAUGUAGUCUUUAGACAUGGA
Phialemonium atrogriseum is the source of this 4285-nucleotide messenger RNA. RefSeq names its product protein transport protein SEC31. The transcript has 3 exons. The record is from RefSeq and is a predicted model, not a curated record. Gene Ontology annotation, molecular function: structural molecule activity; protein binding. Gene Ontology annotation, cellular component: COPII vesicle coat; endoplasmic reticulum exit site. NCBI's taxonomy places the organism in Eukaryota, Fungi, Ascomycota, Sordariomycetes, Cephalothecales, Cephalothecaceae. Gene Ontology annotation, biological process: intracellular protein transport; endoplasmic reticulum organization; endoplasmic reticulum to Golgi vesicle-mediated transport. Bases 216 to 3977 code for a protein of 1253 amino acids.